CGCUCACGCCCCCGCACUGGUGCCGCCCGCCGCGCCCUCCUGCGCCUCAACCUCUCGGAGCUGGAGCUGAAGGCGCUGACCAUCCCGCGGCACCACAACGGCAGGGACUUCCUCUCCUGCAGCAGAUACGACGUCAAUUUCACGCAGGUGGUGGAGAGCAACCUCAGCUGGCCCGACCCGACGUGGCCGGUCACCAGCUGCACGGACGGAUGGACCUACAACUUCUCUCUGUACUACCCUACUAUAACUUCAGAGCUGGACUGGGUGUGCGACGAGGACUGGCGACCGGCGCUGGCGCAGUCGCUCUUCUUCGUGGGGUCCAUGCUGGGGUCGCCGAGCCUGGGCUGGGCGGCCGACGCGUGGGGCAGACUCCCCAUCAUCGUGUUCUCCAAUCUGCUGGGCGCCGUGGCUGGCAUCGCUUCCGCCUUCAGCUCCUCCUUCGUCAUGUUCGCCGCCCUGAGAUUCAUCGUCGGAUUAACGUACGAGCAGCAUUACAUCAUCGCCUACAUCCUGCUGCUGGAGUACGUGGGCAGCGGCUACAGGACGGUGAUGGCCAACGCCCCUGUGAUGACGUUCCUCACCCUGGGCCUCUGCACCAUGCCCUGGAUGGCCUGGGGCCUCGCCCACUGGGCCUCCUUCGCGCUCCUCAUCCACGGCCUCCAGUUCGUCACCAUCUUGUGCAUCUGCGUGAUCCCUGAGUCCGCCCGCUGGCUGCUGGGGAAGGGGCGCGUGGACCAGGCCGUGGCCAUCAUCACGAGGGCAGCCAGGGUCAACCGGAAGGCCCUCUCGCCGGAAGCCCUGCAGGAGUUCAAGGACUACGCGGAGUCCAUGGCACGCGAGGCCGACCAGCCGAGGGUCACCACACUGAGCCUCCUGAAGACUCCUGUGCUGCGGCGUCGGUUCAUCCUCGUGUGCCUGAUGUGGAUGGUGAUGACCGUGGCCUACGACGGCCACACGCGCAACAGCGAGAACAUCGGCUACGACGCCUUCCUCAGCUUCACCAUCGCCGGCGCCGUCGAGUUUCCCGCCGACGUCCUCACGAUGGUGACGACGGAGUGGCUGGGGCGCCGACACACCACCGUCGGGUCGCUCGUCCUCAGCGGCCUCGUCGCCCUCAGCGUCGCCCUCGUCCCUGAAGACAACACCGUAGUCAUUAUGGGACUGGCUUUCACUGGCCGGUUCCUCAUCACGAUGACCAUGAACGUGGGGCAUCAGUACCCGGUGGAGAUCCUGCCCACGGUGGCUCGCGGGCAGGGGAUGGGCACCAUGCAGACCCUGGGGUUCCUCUCCGCCUUUGCCUCUCCCUACAUCGUCUAUCUGUCGAAGUACGGCUCCUUCUUGCCCUACGUGAUUCUCGGCGCCAUCACGGUCCUCGGCGGGAUCGCCUGCCUCUUCCUGCCGGAGACGCUGCACGAGAAGCUGCCGGACACGCUCGAGGACGGCGAGAACUUCUUCAGCGGCCAGACUCUGUGCUACAACCCGUGCGCCGCCAGAUCCAAGGCGAGGGACCCUGAAGCUAAAGAGAUGAAGGCGACAGGACAAGACAAUAUGGCUUUUGAGAUUAACAACGUGUAA
Molecule: messenger RNA, 1575 nt
Organism: Penaeus vannamei (Pacific white shrimp)
Lineage: Eukaryota; Metazoa; Arthropoda; Malacostraca; Decapoda; Penaeidae
Product: organic cation transporter protein-like
Biological process (GO): transmembrane transport
Cellular component (GO): membrane
Molecular function (GO): transmembrane transporter activity
Source: RefSeq, a predicted model, not a curated record